UCAUGGAAAACCUUUUACUUACUCACCCGUCAGUUUGCAAAAACCCUUCACUCACAAAACGCAACAAGCAUACUCGCUAAGCUUCUCUGCAAUGGCCGAUUCCGGCGUCACUUCUAACAGGAGGGAUCCUAUAAAGUCCUCAGUUGGGAAUGCCGCCGCUAGUAGGAGACGAGAGCAUGCAGUAGCAGUUGGGAAAGAAAGGAGGGAAUCGCUGAUGCGAGCGAAAAGACUCUGCAGGGUGGGCAUUGGUGGUGGCGACUUCGAAGUUGCCAUUGGCAGUGACAUGUUAAUUGAUGAAGAGCAAUCUAAUUUGGAGUCUCAGACUUCGGUGGCCGUGGAAAAUUUGAAAUCUGCCCUUGCUUUUCAGGGGAAGGGUGCGGUGAAGAAAAGAGUUGGGACCCUUCAAGAAUUAAGGCGUUUGCUGUCGAGAUCUGAAUUUCCUCCUGUUGAGUCUGCCCUUAAAGCUGGAGCUGUACCCAUUCUUGUGCAGUGUCUUUCGUUUGGUUCUCCAGAUGAACAGUUGCUUGAGGCAGCUUGGUGUCUCACAAAUAUUGCUGCAGGGAAUCCAGAAGAAACAAAAGCAUUGUUGCCUUCCUUGCCCUUACUUAUUGCUCAUAUUGGGGAAAAGAGUUACCCACCUGUUGCUGAACAGUGUGCUUGGGCUCUGGGAAAUGUGGCUGGUGAAGGUGAAGACUUGAGGAAUGUUCUGCUAGUUCAAGGGGCUUUACUACCUCUUGCAAGAAUGAUGCUACCAGACAGAGGUUCUACUGUUAGAACAGCUGCCUGGGCUUUGUCUAACCUAAUAAAGGGCCCAGAUCCUAAAGCUGCUACAGAACUCGUUCGUAUUGAUGGAGUAUUGGAGGCAAUCAUUCGACACUUGAGGAAAGCGGAUGAUGAGUUGGCCACUGAAGUAGCAUGGGUGGUGGUUUAUCUGUCUGCCCUUUCAAAUAUAGCUACCAACAUGCUGGUGAAGAGUGAUGUACUUGAAUUACUUGUAAAUAAAUUAUCAACAUCAAACAAUUUGCCAUUAAUGAUUCCGAUUUUGCGUAGUUUAGGUAAUCUCAUUGCUGGCGAUUCCCAUGCAAUUAAUGCGGUUCUCAUUCCUGGACGUGAAAUUGCAGCUAAUGCCAUAGAAGUUCUUGUAAAAUGUCUGAAUUGUCAAAACAGGGUCUUAAAGAAGGAAGCAGCCUGGGUGCUGUCUAAUAUAGCUGCUGGUUCUGUUGAGCACAAACAGUUGAUAUAUUCUAGUGAAGCAGUGCCUUUGCUAUUGGAACUUCUUUCUGCCGCUCCAUUUGAUAUAAGAAAAGAAGUGGCUUAUGUAUUAGGAAACCUUUGUGUUGCCCCGACUAAAGGUGAUGGCAAGCCAAGUUUGGUCCUGGAGCACAUGGUUUCACUUGUUGAAAAAGGAUGCUUGCCAGGUUUUAUUGAUUUGAUUAGGUCUGCUGAUAUUGAAGCUGCAAGGCUUGGACUUCAGUUGACAGAGCUCGUCCUGAGGGGGAUGCCAAAUGGCGAGGGCCCAAAGCUUGUAGAGCAAGAAGAUGGGAUUGAAGCCAUGGAAAGAUUUCAGUUUCAUGAAAAUGAAGAUCUGAGAACCAUGGCAAAUACUCUAGUUGACAAAUAUUUUGGAGAAGACUAUGGGCUUGAUGUCUAAGUAGGGAUCAAACUAGCGAGAUUCACUGUCAUUUCUACCCAUACAAUGCUUGCCUUGCCUCGUGCCACAUGUCAAAUAUGGAGCAAUACAAGUCAAUGACAUUGCUGAUCAACGAUUCUUUAUGAAAGCCAAAGGAAUCUGUUUUGGUAUUGUUGUGUUUGAUAAAAUUAUACAGGGCUUGAGAUUGUACACUUUCGGUAGCCCUUGUAUUAGUACAUACAAGAUAGCUGAAAUGUAAAAUUUUUGUUUGUAUUUCUGUUCCAGUUCUUUUUGUUAGAAUGUAGUGCCUAUAUGCAAAAGAUACCAGUUACCAGUAAGUUCAGUACACUCCCAGAAUUUGAUUCCUAACUUUUUAUAUGGUUUAA
This is a messenger RNA of Vigna unguiculata (cowpea), 2016 nucleotides long. Its product is annotated as importin subunit alpha-9. The record is from RefSeq and is a predicted model, not a curated record. Lineage: Eukaryota; Viridiplantae; Streptophyta; Magnoliopsida; Fabales; Fabaceae. Gene Ontology annotation, biological process: protein import into nucleus. Gene Ontology annotation, cellular component: cytoplasm. Gene Ontology annotation, molecular function: nuclear import signal receptor activity; protein binding.